Messenger RNA from Lathyrus oleraceus (garden pea), 660 nucleotides. RefSeq lists its product as uncharacterized. The record is from RefSeq and is a predicted model, not a curated record. NCBI's taxonomy places the organism in Eukaryota, Viridiplantae, Streptophyta, Magnoliopsida, Fabales, Fabaceae. The transcript is spliced from 2 exons. Bases 1 to 660 code for a protein of 219 amino acids.
AUGCAAGGAAAAAGUAUUUGUCGGGUUUAUACUUUGGAUGCAAGGAAGGAUAAGGGUAACAAUGUGUUGAUUGCCGGUACGUGUCAUGUAAAUGGUCAUCCUUGUUUUGUAUUGUUUGAUUAUGGAGAAACACACUCUUUUGUGUCGAUUCAAUCUAUGAAGCGUCAUGGUUUGAAAGCAAUUCCUUUGUCUCCUCAUAUGGUGAUGACUACUGCCCUGGAUGAUAUUGUAGAGACACCGUUGAUUGUGAAAAUGGGGAUGGAUUGGAUUUCUGCCAAUUCAGUAUUUGUUGGGUGUGAAGAGAAAUCAAUUAUCAUUCCACCUAGUGAAGCUACUCUAAAGGAUGUAUUGACUCUUAUUUUGGAAGGUACGAUUGGCACGGUUGGUCUCUUGUUUGAAAAGGAAAAGUUUGUUCUCUUGGUUCUCACCAAGGAAUCAAGUGAUGAUUUAAAGGUUGCACAAAUUCCUAUAGUUUGUGAAUUUCCAGAAGUUUUCCCUGAAGAUGUCACUUUUCUCCCUCUCGAAAGGGGAGUGGAAUUAUCUAUUGAUCUGGUACCUGGAACGACCCCAAUAUCCGUUUCUCCGUAUUGUAUGGCACCGCUCGAGCUGAGAGAGUUAAAGAAUCAAUUGGAAGAGUUGUUAACCAAGCAUUUCAUUUGA